AUGGCAAGCGCAUCGAGUAAUUCUUCUACUUAUGUUCAGUGGAUGUGGAAUGCGAAUGAAAAUCCGUUUUCGACGUCACAUUCACCAGAAUGGCAAUCAUAUUCAGAUGUAGAAAACAUGAUCAUCGAACACGCAUUUAGAGCUGGUCAAACUCAUGCUAUUUUAGACGAUUACCAUAUUGAUUUUAAACAUAAUCUUCAAAUCUCCAACAAUGAUAUCAACAAGCAACGACACGUUAAACGAACGAUUCGUAAUGGAGAUAAUAUGCCUUUGAGAAGAGAAAGAUUUAUGUCCAAUCCAAUCGCUCCCAAACGUCCUUAUAGUGGUCUAUAUGGUUUUAUUUCUCCUUUUAUACAAGCAGUCGUAAAAGAUCUAAAUAUUAGCAGAGAUCGAUUGCCCUCGAAAAAUAAAGUCAUUGUCUCAUUCAUCGUCGAAAGAGCUGCUAUGGGAAUUAUCGAAGAAGGAAAAAAACUUGGAAAGCAACGUGAAGCCGAACUGAUCGCAAAAACAUUGAUAGAAAAAAAGGAAACAGGAAUGGAAGAAGUAUGGCGAUGUUGUGCUUAUCUUUACUCGUUGGAAAGUUUUCUAUACAAAAAAUUGAAUGAAACUAUGCGAUUAAUAGGAAGUGAAGAACAUGAGCAGAUCUGGCGAAGUAAAGUUCGCACAUUGGGACCGUUUUGUUUGCUUUUAUGGGAUAAUCCAUUCGAUAGGAAAGUGACCAAACCGGGAACAAUUAUUUAUCGUGGAGCACAACUACCUGACGCAUUGAUUAAUUCGUUUAAAGACGACUACUCAAAAGAUUCGAAACCAAAACAUUCAUUUCAAGCUUUUACUUCUUGCACUCGCAAUCGAAAUGUAGCCGAAUCAUUCGGCAAUGUUCUUUUUAUUAUGGAAAUUCGAGUUGCUUUCACUGUUGAUCUUCGACCAGUAUCUAGAUAUCCUCAUGAAGAAGAAGAACUACUUUUUCCAGGAGUCUGUUUCGAGAUCGAUCGAAUCGAUUUUGACAAAGACAAGAAUAAAUACUUGAUCUAUUUAAAUCUUCAACAACGACACAAUAAACCUGAUCUUCACCAAUUAUCAAACAAUUCAAAGCCAUUCACUGAAACAAGGGAUAGUACUCCUGCUGAUAAUGGUGCUGACAUUUUUUUCCGUUUUAUUAAACCUAGUUUAUGGAAUGACACAAAAUUUGCUGCUGAUUUUAUUGCUAAGACUAACACUAAUCUUAAUCCUUCUCGUUUUCCUCCUAAUUUUGCUGGUAAUUUCGAUACUGAUCGUGACGGAUUUGAUGAUGAUUGGGAUAACUAA
Molecule: messenger RNA, 1305 nt
Organism: Rotaria sordida
Lineage: Eukaryota; Metazoa; Rotifera; Eurotatoria; Philodinida; Philodinidae
Source: the annotation of a GenBank genome assembly